Messenger RNA from Micropterus dolomieu (smallmouth bass), 763 nucleotides. RefSeq names its product cholecystokinin. Gene Ontology annotation, biological process: digestion. Gene Ontology annotation, molecular function: neuropeptide hormone activity. The record is from RefSeq and is a predicted model, not a curated record. The transcript has 4 exons. Bases 43 to 456 code for a protein of 137 amino acids. Lineage: Eukaryota; Metazoa; Chordata; Actinopteri; Centrarchiformes; Centrarchidae. Gene Ontology annotation, cellular component: extracellular region; axon.
CCUCACUCUCACACUCUGACACGCUGAACCUCUUUUCUCAAGAUGACUGCAGGGCUGUGUGUGUGUGUCGUGCUGGCAGUCCUGUGCACAAGCUGUUUGGGGCUCCCCUUCUCCUCCCAGCUCCUAGACGAGAGCCAGCGCUCCAUCUCCGCUCCUUCUGAAGCUCUCCUUGAGGCUGACACCCACACCAUGGGAGAGCCCCACCUCCAACACAGCCGCUCUGCCCCCCAGCUGAAAGCUCUUCCUCUGGCUGAGGAGGAUGCAGACUCCCGAGCCAACCUCAGUGAGCUGCUGGCAAGACUCAUCUCCUCCAGGAAAGGUUCUGUGCGCAGAAACUCCACAGCAAACAGCAAAGGCAGCGGACUGAGUACCAACCACCGGAUAGCAGACAGAGACUACUUGGGGUGGAUGGAUUUUGGUCGCCGCAGUGCAGAGGAGUACGAAUACUCCUCGUAAAGGGAAGUCACGGCUCAUACUCCUCCGUACGGGCACGCGAGAAAAAGAAGACAAAACCCCCCCACGCAAGCUGGCUCCCCACUGUCUCACAAUGACAAGUCUAUUUAUGAUGAUGUAUUUGUUGUACAUUUGUUUGUAAAACUGUAAUAAUGCAAUAUACAUUAUGCCAAAUUUUGCAGAAAAGCUCUCACUGUCCAAAGUCUGUUUGUGUCUGGUUUUCUCUUGUUUCUUCAUUUUGGGUGGAAAGGGUUGGGACGGUAUCAGGGUGUGUUGAGAAUAACCGAACUGAAUAAAGAUUGAAAAUAUC